Aphis gossypii (cotton aphid) is the source of this 884-nucleotide messenger RNA. Its product is annotated as putative nuclease HARBI1. NCBI's taxonomy places the organism in Eukaryota, Metazoa, Arthropoda, Insecta, Hemiptera, Aphididae. The record is from RefSeq and is a predicted model, not a curated record. The transcript has 2 exons. The coding region runs from base 197 to 868 and encodes 223 amino acids.
ACAGAUUAUUAUUGUGGUUAUUUUGAUUUUGAAUCUAAUUUUUAAUUCUUACCUAAUCUUUUUUUUUUAGGUUUUAAUUUUUCUUUGGUUUGCUGGACAUCAGACUGUCUCAUUCCGUGAUGUUGCAGACAGAUUCUGCAUAACAAUAAGCAGCCUGUUCAGAAUUGUGAGGCGUCUGACACACGUUAUAAGCUAUAUGGCUAGCACCGUGAUAACCUGGCCAAAUGAGCAAGAAAAACAGGAAACAAGAAACUUUUUCCAAAUAAAAGGAUUUUCCAAUGUUAUCGGAGCUAUUGAUGGGUGUCAUAUACAUAUUGACAAACCUUCCUCAGACCCAGAUUCUUACUAUAAUAGAAAAAAAUGUUUUUCAAUUCAUAUGCAAGCAGUUUGUGACCAUAAAAAUAAAAUAAAGAGUGUAUUCAUCGGAUUUCCUGGGUCGGUCCACGAUGUUAGAGUUUUUAGGAGGUCACCAUUGGCUACUAACUUGGAAACUCUAUGUGGAGAAAAUGUAAUUCUUGGAGAUAGUGCAUAUCCUUGCCUACGUAAUCUAAUUACACCAUUCAAAGAUAAUGGUAGAUUGAGCCGUCGGCAAAUAAACUUUAAUAAAACCCUUUCAUCAAGUCGGUAUGUUAUUGAACAUUGUUUUGGUUUGCUCAAGCAAAAGUUUAGGCAGCUUUACCACUGCAAGCUCCGCAAAAUCGAACAUAUAGCACAUUUCAUUAGAGCUUGUUGUGUAUUGCACAACUUGGCUAUUGAUGAUGAAUUCCAUAUGAUGAAUGAAUGUGAAGAUGAAAUUAAUAAUGUCAAUGAAAUUCAACUGGCCGAUGACAAUGAUGCAGGAGCUGAUGUCCCCGAAGGAACAGAGUAGUAUACAUUUGUAUGUU